UCCGCCGCCAUCCAACGUUAGCAAAGGCAGCCUCGGCGGCAAGCUCCGGGCUUUAACUUCUCUGGGCUUCAGUUUCUUCCUCUGUAAAGUGAAGGAAUUGGACUAGACGGUCCCUUCUAGUUCUAGAUAUAAGCUACGAUGGCAGGAGCCCAUCCUGCUUCGCUGCAGCCCAGUUCCACGCGCGCAUGCACGCACACGACCGCACGCACGUCCGCCCGAUGCCCCCCUGGGAGACUCAAAGCGGAAUUCGAUUAGAGGGAGGAGCGUGAGGCGCCUGCCUGGUGCAAUAUUGGAAGUGUUCGGACGUUGGAACAUUUCCGGAGGGGUUGACACGUCCGGAGCUGGGCCGGCUCGUGCUGGAUUGAGACCGGCCAACUUGAAGCUCCGCCCCGCAGCAUAUACUGGCACGAUUAGGGAGGCCUUGGCUCUACCCUCACUCUAGAUCUUGGCGGAGGGCGGACGGCAAGCGCUAUGUCUGCUUCCCGGGUACCAGAAAUCGAUGAGCUGUUGAAGGAGGCUCGGAAUGUCUUCCAGAAGGAGUUCGGGUCCGAUCCCACAGUGGCUGUGUCUGCGCCCGGCCGAGUCAACCUAAUCGGGGAGCACACGGACUACAACGAGGGCCUGGUGCUGCCUAUGGCUCUGGAGCUGGUAACAGUGCUAGUAGGAAUUCCACGGUCAGAUGGCCUCAUCUGUCUUGUAACAACCUCAGAGCAUGCUGAUGAGCCAAGGCGGGUAGAGUUCCCAGUGCCCACUGCAGAGCAGCCUUUGGAACCUGGGAUGCCAUGUUGGGCCAACUAUAUAAAGGGGGUGAUAAAAUAUUAUCCAGCCACUGGUUCCAUCCCAGGCUUCAAUGUAGUGGUGGCCAACUCAGUGCCUCUGGGGGGUGGACUGUCCAGUUCUGCGUCCCUGGAAGUGGCAACUUAUACCUUCUUGCAGCAGCUUUGCCCAGACUCAGGGUCAGCAACCGUGCGUGCCCAGGUGUGUCAGCGGGCAGAGAACAGCUUUGCAGGGGUGCCCUGUGGCAUCAUGGACCAGAUCAUCGCACUAUUUGGGCAGAAUGGCCACGCACUGCUCAUUGAUUGCAGGAACCUAGAGACGUGCCUUGUGCCCCUGUCAGACCCAGGGUUAGCUGUGCUCAUUACCAACUCCAACGUCCGACACUCACUGGGUUCCACGGAGUACCCUGUCCGGCGACGUCAGUGUGAAGCAGCCGCCAAGGCACUGGGCAAGAAGAGCUUGCGGGAGUUAGACAUGAAGAGUCUAGAGGCUGGGAAGGAGCUGCUGACCAAGGAGGAAUACCGAAGGGCCCGGCAUGUUGUGAAUGAGAUCCGGCGCACAUCCGAGGCGGCAGCUGCUCUGAGUUCUAGUAACUACAAAGCCUUUGGGCAGCUCAUGGUAGAAAGCCACAACUCCCUUAGGGAUGACUUUGAGGUGAGCUGCCCAGAGCUGAAUCAGUUGGUGACGCUGGCCCUCUCGGUACCUGGGGUUUAUGGCAGUCGGAUGACUGGAGGCGGCUUCGGCGGCUGUACGGUGACCCUCCUGGAGGCAGAGGCGGCGAGCAGAACCAUGCAGCACAUUCAGGAACACUACAAAGGGACCGCCACCUUCUACCUCUCCAAAGCAGCCGAUGGGGCCAAGGUACAGCCUUUGUGAAAGGUCAUGGUGGAGAGAACUCGCUGGACACCUCGUGCUUGAGGCUCCCUUGGAUGGCGGCGGCCGGUGGCCAGGGGAAGCCGUCUGUAUAAGCCAUUAAAUCACAAAUAGGUUGUGGCA
Monodelphis domestica (gray short-tailed opossum) is the source of this 1773-nucleotide messenger RNA. RefSeq names its product galactokinase 1 (gene GALK1). The record is from RefSeq and is a predicted model, not a curated record. Gene Ontology annotation, cellular component: cytoplasm; cytosol. Gene Ontology annotation, biological process: galactose metabolic process; carbohydrate phosphorylation. NCBI's taxonomy places the organism in Eukaryota, Metazoa, Chordata, Mammalia, Didelphimorphia, Didelphidae. Gene Ontology annotation, molecular function: ATP binding; galactokinase activity.